GCUUAGGAGGCGGGAAGGAAGAAUGGGGAGUCCGUCUUUCGCUUGUGGUAAAGGAGCGGCCGUUUGCAAGCUACAGAAAGUCACUCAUCGUACGAACACAGAUGAAACGGAAGGGCAGAAGUCCUGCAGAGGAGCAGGGGGAGGCUUGUGGCAUCUGGCUGGAUACUUCGGCCCGCAAAAACCGUAAAAUGCAGACCCUAAUAGCUAAGCCAACACUAAGCAUGCAGAACAGGCCUUUGCUUUACCCUGUUCCAGAAAAAGUACCUCUUCCCUUCACCAAGCAAACCACCAUCUCCACCUUCUUCAGGUCUCAACCAGUAGGUGAAAAGAAAGCCAACAGAAACAGGGGGCUGUCAGGUGCUACAUCAGAAAGCAACUACAACCUGCAAGGACAUGAGUCGCUUAAAGGGGAGAGAAGCCAGUUGGUAUCAUUUCCACCACUUUGGGAAUUCAAACCUGUACAACAUCAUGCCCACCGAAUCUCUGCUCAGAGUAACAGCAGAUGGAUGGAUGGAGUGAAGGGGGGGAAAUGUACCACAGAAGAUGAGAACCUAGACUUCACUCAGCACCUGGAAGCAAAUGGGGUUAUUGAGCAUGCUGCUGUUUCCAGAUCACCUUUAGGAGACAAAAAUGGUGGCUGGAGACCGUCCAGCACCCUUUAUUCUCAGGCUAGCCGAAACCUGAAGGCUUUGAGAAAAGACAGAAGCCGUUCCUCCCACAGCAGGAGCUGUUUAUGCGAUUCCUCAAAUUCUGAGAACACAGAUCCUCAGUUGGAGAGGUGUGGCACAGCCAUGAAACUGAAAGGCUUCAACCAAAACAUGAUAGGGAUCCCCUCAGAAACAGUCACGCCUCCUUGUGUUUCUGAUAACGGGACAGAGAAUAGCCAGCCAGGAUGUACCACUUCCUCGUUCAGUCAAGACUCUGAGGGUGACAGAGUAAUUUCUCAAGGCUUUUCUGGUGAGCGAGGCAAUCUUUGUUUGCUGAAGCAGGCUUUGUGGGACAAAAGCCAUCGAGGAACCAACCAAGCCUAUAGAGACUGCUUCAGGGCUUGUUUUCCUGCAGAAAGUGGGCCACAGCUACCUGCAGGAGCAGAGAUUAGUCUGGAUACAUGUUACGACUUGCUAUUCACAGAGGAUUCGGAAGGCAAUAGGGUCAUUAAGCACUGACUUGUAAUUGUUCAGUGGGAUGCAGGCCUGGUUAUGCAUGUGAUAGUCAGGUUUGAAACUUAAAUAAAAGGUACACUGUAAAUAUAAGCACGUUGUAGGUUAUUAAUUAUUAAAUAAAGGGAUGUUACAUAAAAGAACAUGGCAGUCAUUUCUAGCAGCAAAAUAUGCCACAAUGUGCCCCUGGAGCUGUUCUGGACCAAGUCCACCAUUGUGCAGUCUACUCUAGUUGGCAGUAGUUCUCCACUGUUUCAGGCAGAAAUAGGUCUUUUCCAACAUCCUUCACUUGGCAUCCUCUAACUGGAGGUCAAAGACUGAAUCUGGAAUCCCCAGUAUGUAAGAUCCAUGUGCUUGACCAUGGAUCCACAGCCCCUUCUGAAAUAUUCAUAACUUAUUUACUUCCUGGUGUAAAACUGUUUAAGUGACAAAACAAGCAAAGCAGGGGGCGUUUCCUAUUCUGUCAACCUUUUUUCUGGGGGGGGGGGAAGUCUGCCACUGCUGUGUUCAGAGAUGCAUACACCUAGGCAUAGUGGUAAGAGUGUCAGUCUAGGAUCUCUGAGACCCAGGUUCAAAUCCACACUCAAUCACAGAAGCUCGCUGGGUGUUCUUGGACCAGUCCCGCACAUUCAUUCUGACCUAUCUGACAGAGUUGGGAGAAGGAUGAUGUUAGCCCCUUUGGGUCCCUAUCGGGGAGAAAGGCAGAGUACAAAUGAAGCUAUUCCAAGCCUUCAGCGUAACAUAUUUUGAUCAGGUCUCUCUCCCGGGAAGUGUGCCUGGCACACAGAAGGCUCACGCCUUGAGUAAAACUCUGUGGGUCCUUAAAGGGGCCACUGGCUCCAGCUUUGUUCUGGUGCUCCAGACCAACACGGCUGC
Gekko japonicus is the source of this 2036-nucleotide messenger RNA. It is a transcript of the gene AUNIP, whose product is annotated as aurora kinase A and ninein interacting protein. The record is from RefSeq and is a predicted model, not a curated record. The transcript is spliced from 4 exons. Gene Ontology annotation, cellular component: spindle pole; centrosome. NCBI's taxonomy places the organism in Eukaryota, Metazoa, Chordata, Lepidosauria, Squamata, Gekkonidae. Gene Ontology annotation, biological process: spindle organization. Bases 102 to 1166 code for a protein of 354 amino acids.